AUGGAAUAUAUUAAGCGUCUCCUCGACCACCCUCCCACGUUACUGCGCCAUCUAUCACCGCACCCAACUUCACAAAGCUUUCCAAAGUCACCCUCAGACGCACGUGGUCGAAGCAUUUCAUUGUCUCGAAGCGCGCAGCCCCUCACCGAACGUGCCAGCAAGCAUCGACAUCGCAGGCGCAGGCGCAAGUACCGCCACAGCCACGAUACCAUGUCACACUUCUCAGGUCCUUGGUCGCGCGAUCUAGCAGUACUCAAGAAGUCAAUCUCUUCGAUUCCUUCGGACAACAAGGCACCGUUCGCAUCCGCUUCGAAUGACACAGUCGACAUCUUUUGUGAUCCCGAAGCCCUGCAUGUUUGGGAGACAGACAGCGAUAUCGAUAGCUUGCUGCAGCUGAUUAGCGUCCUCGCAAAGCUUUGCGACCUAGGCGUGCGGGGGUCGAAGAAUGUGGUAAAAGGGAUGAAAGGCGCUAUGAUCAUCAUUGCGGAUGACAGCAGGGGCAGAGAGGCCUUUCAGAGGUUGCGUGAGUUGGUUGAGUACAUCACUGGUGAGACGGGAAGCAAGCGCCUCGAGGGAACAGUAUGUGCGUACGCCAACACGAGUAUCGUCGUAGUCCGAGGAUGGAACUACCGCCCAAGCAGUUACGGCACCGGUAAAUAUGAUGUGGAGAAGGUGGUCAAGCGCGUGGGGACAACACUCGAACGAGCACUCUCAGUAUCGAAAACGCGAAAGAUUGUCUGGCAUCAUGGAGCGGUUGUCGGGACGUUGUUGUCGUUCAUCAACACCACGACAUCCUUUCUGCGCAACGCUGUCGCGGGAAUCAGUGUUACGAACUCACUACACCUCGCAAAUGGCGUUAAGCCGUCGCCUGCGGGUAGAAGCAAUACACUGCCGGAUCUCGAGCGGCUGCAAUCGUAUGCCAAGAAGUUGGGUAUACCAGUCCUCUUCCUCGACAGCAGCACUCAAAGCAUUACGAGCCCAAAUCUGGGGACCUACAUGUACUUCUUCGCGUAUUACAUCUACACUUUCCUUCCCUCCUCGCUUACACGACCCCACCUCCACACGGCACAAGACGAGCUCGUGACAUUCGCAUUUCGGCUCAGAGGAGCGAGUGAGAGACGCUAUGGUUCGGAUGUUGUGAGCGUCGUGAAGAAGCAUCUUGAUCCCAGGAGUAAAGUUUGGGCACGUCGAUGCGUUGAUGCGCGAAGUUAUGGAAAGAGAGAGUGUGAAGCCGCGGGCAAAGAGAGUGAAGUACACCACUCAGUGCAGCUGGCAGACGCCCCAUUUUGUCUCUUCAAAGAUACCACCUCCAGAGAUGGUGGCGGCGUUGCAGCAUUUUCACGCCUCGCGGUCGGCCCAGCAAGUCCAGCUGCGGCAGUCAAAGAAGUCUUCGUCGCAGCACCUGUCGACAUCUCUUUCAGCACAUCCCGCUUGCGAGUAAGCGGUCAGAGCAACUUUCAUGUUUUGUUACCAAAAGAGAACAUUACCGAAGAGAAUGUCACGAACCGUAUCCAAGGCCUCAUGAUGGGUGUGCUCGAGCGCGUACGUCAGGAGCAUGGCAACCCAUCCUUCAGCUCAAGUGAAAGACAAAUGUGGAAAGACACGGUCAAGGCAUGCUCAUGGGCAUUGAAAGGCUGCAAAGGCAAAAUGCCGGACAAGAUUGCAGAGAAGGUCAAGUUCGUACAAGAGAAGCUUACGAAGGGGACGUGGGGCUAUGUUGUAGGCGCACCGGGCGAUGAGACCAAGGCAGCGCCUGUUGAUAACGGUUCCGGAGCCGCGAGCGCAAAUGCAGCAGCACACGCAGCCUUUGCUGGUGUUGGACAGAAUGCGUAUGAACAAGGAUCUGGGCAGCACCAGAUGCAAAUGGGCUCGAAUCAAAUGGGCUCGAAUGGAUACGCGAGCCACGAGCAGCAGGGUAUGAUGAAUUUACCCACUUAUGCGCCAGAAAAUCCCUAUCCACCCCAAGCAUCUGCACAAGAUCAGCAGCCGAGUGGACAGAUGGGUAUUGAACCAGCGAUGUAUCACCAGGGUCCAGGGAACGGGUAUGGGCAGAUUUACGCAGGGUACGGACAAGGUGCACCGCCGCCACCUGAGCAUAAAUGUGCACCACAGAUGGCUGGUGGAUAUCCAUCAACGCCACAGCGAGGAUAUGCGCAGGUACAAAGUCAGUGGUAA
Ascochyta rabiei is the source of this 2175-nucleotide messenger RNA. RefSeq lists its product as uncharacterized. The transcript has a single exon. The record is from RefSeq and is a predicted model, not a curated record. NCBI's taxonomy places the organism in Eukaryota, Fungi, Ascomycota, Dothideomycetes, Pleosporales, Didymellaceae. Bases 1 to 2175 code for a protein of 724 amino acids.